CCAAUGGGCGCGGGAUGGCGGGCGGGCGGGCCUGGCGGCCGGGGGCUCGAGGACGCUAGCGGGAGGCCGGCCGGCCAGACUGACGUUUGGCUGCAACGCGGGAGGCGCGUGGCGGGGAUGGCGCUGGCGCGGGCCUGGAAGCAGAUGUCCUGGUUCUACUACCAGUACCUGCUGGUCACGGCGCUCUACAUGCUGGAGCCCUGGGAGCGGACUGUGUUCAAUUCCAUGCUGGUUUCCAUCGUGGGGAUGGCACUGUACACAGGAUACGUCUUCAUGCCUCAGCACAUCAUGGCGAUACUGCACUACUUUGAAAUUGUACAGUGACCAACAUGUGACCAAGUCAAGAAGCUCCUUAGGGAAGACCCAUCGCCUGAAUUUGGAAAGAGACUUCAUCAGAUGUCAUAAGAAACUCUCCUAGAUGUCAACAUAACCAACCCUAUGAAUAUAAGGACUAAAAUUCAUGAGUAGAACAGGAAAGCGAUCCUGACUCAUGUGUUGUGUUCUUUAUUUUUAAUUUUAAAAGAGGCUCUUGUAUAGUAAUUUUUGUCUAUUUUAACAUUGUAGUCAUUUGUACUUUGAUAUCAGUAUUUUCUUAACCUUUGUGACUGUUUCAAUAUUACCCAGUGAAAGCUUUUCUUAAUGUAACUUUGAGUACAUUUUAAUUGCCUUCUAUUUCUAAAACCUAAAGUCAUUGGUUGGGCUUUACUGUUCUUGCUAUUGUAUGGCAUACAUAUCUGCCUGGAAAUAUUUAUACUCUUGACCAAAGUUUUGUAAGAAAAAAAUUCAAGAUUUGGGGCAAGGGGGCCGGGGAGGGAGGACAUUUUAUUGAGAACUAUUUACAAAAGACUUAUCUGUAAGUUUGAACUCAGGAGUACAGUUUUAGUUAUCUGGACUCUUAUCAGCUUUUGCUUUAAAACUAUAAAGUGUUUCUUAAUGAAAAAGGAAGAUCUUGCUAAAGUUAAAAUAAGGAACAUUUCACCUUUUAAAUAUUUAAUUCAUGUGUGAACUUAUUUCCAGAAAACUUUGAUGAUGGUUCUUGUGACAAAUGGUGGUUAAGCAGCGUUAUUAUGGAAGGCUUAUAUACCAUAGAGUUUUUAACAGAAGGUAAUGAGCUUCUUCUGAGGGCAACUAGUAGCACUGUACUUCCUUAAAGUAAUGGGUGCUGCAAAUGCAUUUGCACAUUGCAAUAUGAUGAGAUGAAUUGUUAAAAACUAUAACAAAAAGAAAUGUAAACUUGGUUAAAAUCUGCUCACUCUUUGUAUUGUUUUUUUUUAAAAAAAGAUUUUUAUUCCGUAAAUGUAAGAUGACUACCUAAUUUUUUGAUGUAAACUCAUUAAAUUCGAAGAGAGAAAAAUCA
Messenger RNA from Capra hircus (goat), 1357 nucleotides. RefSeq names its product serine palmitoyltransferase small subunit A (gene SPTSSA). The transcript has 2 exons. Gene Ontology annotation, cellular component: serine palmitoyltransferase complex. Gene Ontology annotation, biological process: ceramide biosynthetic process. Bases 4 to 324 code for a protein of 106 amino acids. Gene Ontology annotation, molecular function: serine C-palmitoyltransferase activity. Lineage: Eukaryota; Metazoa; Chordata; Mammalia; Artiodactyla; Bovidae. The record is from RefSeq and is a predicted model, not a curated record.